UGGAUUCCGAUUCUAACUUUUACUCUCAAUGAUUCAUCUUCUCAAUUGGUCAGUAUUUCAGCCAAUCAGAAGCUCCGGUCGCAGAGUUCAUCUGCACCAAUGAGUGCAUGUGUAAGGCACGAGUUUGCACAGCCAUUGGUCGCAGCAGUAUUAUGUUUCGGUUUAAACGGUAAUUACUUUCUUGCCAACCAAUCAGAAUCGCGAAGAGGUUAUCGCUUGAUGUCGACAUCAACAGAAGCCCUCCUGGAGUUCAGGCAACAGCCAUUACUGGAGCUGGUGAAUUCCGAGGAGAACUACGUGCAGCAGCUGCCCCCGAUUGUCGCCGAGUUGGCGUCGAAGUGGCGCAUUCUCUGGGGCAACUGGCUCCAGCUCACCGAGUGGCACACCCAGUUCGUCGAGAAGGUCCGACGAGCCGUUGCCAACCAACCAGACACGGUGCCGCUGCUGUUCCUCAGGUCACAGGCUCGCCUGCGCUCAAUGUACAUGAAGUACUGCGAGAACUACCCGAAGGCCGUGACCCUGGUGGCCCUGCACAAGACGUACUUCGAGGACUUGAGAACGUACUUCUUCGACAAGAACGAUCUCCUCUCCAGGCUGAUGCAGCCUAUUCAACGCGCUACUAGGUACCAGCUGCCGAUGACCGAGGCGCUGAAGCUAACCGAGCAGGCAGGCUCAGCGGACGUGGACGUCUGGCGAGACGCAGUCGCGGUUUUAAAGGACCUUCCAAAUGACGUCCAGCUGAUGCUUGAGGUGAGUCCCGAUGGAAGCCGCUUAAUCGCCAAAUGUUGGGCCAACACCUUCUAG
This is a messenger RNA of Mesocestoides corti, 804 nucleotides long. The record is from the annotation of a GenBank genome assembly. NCBI's taxonomy places the organism in Eukaryota, Metazoa, Platyhelminthes, Cestoda, Cyclophyllidea, Mesocestoididae.